Messenger RNA from Zymoseptoria tritici IPO323, 884 nucleotides. RefSeq lists its product as uncharacterized. Lineage: Eukaryota; Fungi; Ascomycota; Dothideomycetes; Mycosphaerellales; Mycosphaerellaceae. The transcript has 2 exons. The record is from RefSeq and is a predicted model, not a curated record. The coding region runs from base 52 to 750 and encodes 232 amino acids.
UGGGGUCCUGCCGGCAGGCAUGCUCUUGGGCAGAUCUACGACCGAGACGGCAUGGGCCUUGAAGAUGAAGAUGUCCAGGCAACGUGGGCAUGUAGUGGACUCACCAACCCUAUACCCGCCUCAGUUCCUUCUGAAGACUUUGUCUUUACUCCGGAGUACGGCUGGAAAGGCAAACCCUCCAUGCUAUACACAAUUCUCUCCCUGUUCGGCAACACCAUCACCGAGAUGAAGUUCUGUGGCUACCAAGGCGCGCCAUGUCUCUACAAUACCACGCUGAUCACCGAAGCAAUCCUCGGACCGCUAAAGUUCUUCCAUCACCUCAAAGACCUUACCCUAUCCUUCUGGCUCGGCACGAUCUUCGAGCAGCACAAGCGAGACGACGAAGUAAUGAAAUACUGGCGGGACUCCAAAUCAUCCUCCUCCACUGCUCUCGUGGUGAUCAGUGAACACGGCUGGGAGAGCUCAGGCUGGGGAAAGGAAUUGAAGACCAAAUUCGCCCCGGGUGCUAUAGUCAAGCGGAUCGUGGAGUUCAUAGGGCCGAAACUCAGCAAGCAAGCGAAAUCGCGAAAGGGAGGCCUGCGCGUGCGAGCUUCCUUCGCACUGGGUGAUCACGGCGACGUAUUCGACGUCGAUGUAUGGAUCGGCACCGGCUCCAGUGGAGAGGACGUCUGUCUGAGGUCCACGGAGCCAAUGGAGAACACGGAUCCCGAGCGGCGGAGGGAGAAGCUGGACGAUCGGAGGUGGUUCUAGCAAACACUUGCCGGCGGACUCAUGCUCUGCAGGACCAGAGUCUCGACUCUCACGACCCCAUCUCUCACAACCGGCUCUGAGUCUUCGAUCGUUAGUAUCUGGUUCCGCGGUCCGUUGGUAUUGAGACUGUGUGG